Messenger RNA from Aspergillus uvarum CBS 121591, 609 nucleotides. RefSeq lists its product as uncharacterized. NCBI's taxonomy places the organism in Eukaryota, Fungi, Ascomycota, Eurotiomycetes, Eurotiales, Aspergillaceae. Bases 56 to 409 code for a protein of 117 amino acids. The transcript has a single exon. The record is from RefSeq and is a predicted model, not a curated record.
GAUCAACGAUCAACGAACUAUACUAUGUAGAUAGUACAUAGUAACCAGCCGAUAUAUGCGUACUCCGUAUAGUAUGUGUAUUGUUCUGGUUUCCGUACCGUCCCAGUCCAUUCCUGGGUCCCAUCCGAUUAGGGGAUCCGCGGUAACGAGGCGUACGAAGACUUCAUCCCUUCGAGCUUCUCUCUCACUGACCGCACCAGAAAACUCGUUCCCUAGACGAGCAACACACAACAUCCACCCAACCAACCACCACCGCAAUGAAACUACCACACGGCGCCUCGACAUCCCCAUUCCCUUUCAUCCCUCCCCCGUCCUUCCUUUCUUUCUUUCCUCUCCCCCCUUCCUCCCUCUACUCUCACUCUAUACCCACGAUCAACACCACCCACCACCGCCAUCACCACUAUUCUAGGCCUCACCACCAGACUAUGUCACCGCGGCCUCACCCUGCCUGUCUCAAUCAGCCCUGCCAGACUCUCGCCUCGCCUUGACCCAAUCUCGCCGCCGUGUUCGACCCGAUCCACGCCAACGCUCUUCUCUCCACCACCACCAACCUUACUCUCCGUCACCCACGUCACGAUCACCGUUUAAUUCCUCAUUCCCCCCCUUCCC